AUGGCUCGUACUAAGCAGACAGCACGUAAAUCUACCGGAGGAAAGGCUCCUCGUAAGCAAUUGGCCACCAAGGCUGCCCGUAAAUCGGCUCCAGCUACUGGAGGAGUCAAGAAGCCUCACAGAUACCGCCCAGGAACUGUCGCUCUUCGUGAAAUCCGUCGUUACCAAAAAUCCACUGAGCUUCUCAUCCGCAAAUUGCCAUUCCAGCGUUUGGUAAGAGAAAUCGCUCAGGAUUUCAAGACAGAUCUCCGUUUCCAAUCUUCCGCUGUCAUGGCUCUUCAAGAGGCUGCUGAGGCUUACCUUGUCGGUCUUUUCGAAGAUACCAACUUGUGCGCCAUCCACGCCAAGCGUGUUACCAUCAUGCCAAAGGACAUCCAAUUGGCCAGACGCAUCCGUGGAGAACGUGCUUAA
Auanema sp. JU1783 is the source of this 411-nucleotide messenger RNA. NCBI's taxonomy places the organism in Eukaryota, Metazoa, Nematoda, Chromadorea, Rhabditida, Rhabditidae. The record is from the annotation of a GenBank genome assembly.